Messenger RNA from Dermochelys coriacea (leatherback sea turtle), 4750 nucleotides. RefSeq names its product vacuole membrane protein 1 (gene VMP1). Gene Ontology annotation, biological process: Golgi organization; autophagy. The transcript has 16 exons. NCBI's taxonomy places the organism in Eukaryota, Metazoa, Chordata, Testudines, Dermochelyidae. The record is from RefSeq and is a predicted model, not a curated record. Bases 722 to 1942 code for a protein of 406 amino acids. Gene Ontology annotation, cellular component: membrane; endomembrane system; endoplasmic reticulum.
AUCGGGAAGCCAAGUCCGGUCAGCCCGGCAGGAGGCUGUGGUGAGGACUGGAAACUGGCUCAUAGCCCGUGAACAGAGAGUGAUGCUCAACCGCAGUCUGUGGAGCCAGGGCAGGUGUCCGGCAUUCCCUGCUGAAGAACCCUCUUCAAAGGAACCUGUUCCCCUUCUAGGAAGUCCAGAAUUCACCUGUGUGACACAACUGGUGUUGCUGGGGUACUGCCGUCCAGUCAUAUUUGAAUAACCAGGGUAUGUGGUUCCGCAUACAGAAGAGACACUUCCUAAUUUUAAUGACCAGGCAGGCUUGGGCAUCCACUUCCUGGGACCAAGUGUCAUCCUCUGAUUAGAAAACGGGGUAGAGUCAAAUCAACUAUAAAACCCUUCUGCUCCACCAGCCAGUGGUUGGGGGGGGCAGAAGAUCUGGGAGAAGAGCUCUUACUUUGGUCUUGAAUGUCUACGGAGCUGACAAGAGAAUAGACUGUCCCAUUGGCUUAAUACACAGAAGAGGAGAAAAAGAUCUGAAAUACUGAACAGGAAGCUAAAAGACUGGAGUGCACUGUUUGCUCCUCCAGAUUGGAGUGCAAAGUAUGUCUCCUGCAUGACUUUCAGUCACUGUGAGUUGGAAGAUGAAGAUACCUUAGCGAGUUCCUGAGUGAAUGGAACAUCUCCAGGCUGGUGUUUUUGGAGAUUAGCUUUGGAUCCUCAUAAGUGACUGAUCUAUGAAAUGGCAGAGAAUGGAACAGAUUGUGACCAGAGACGCAUAGGAAUGAUCAAAGAACAGCACAAUGGGAACUUUACAGACCCCUCUUUGCCAUGUGAACAGAAGCGAAGGGACCGAGAAGAGAGGCAAAAUAUUGUGCUCUGGAGACAACCACUCAUUACCUUGCAGUAUUUUUUCCUGGAAACCCUAAUAAACUUGAAGGAAUGGACCAUAAAAUUGUGGCAUCGCCGAAGUAUCGUGGUAUCUUUUUUGCUGCUGCUUGCAUUGCUUACAGCUGCGUAUUAUAUAGAAGGAACGCAUCAACAGUAUGUGCAGUAUAUGGAGAAAAAAUUCUUGUGGUGUGCCUACUGGGUAGGCUUAGGCAUUCUGUCCUCUGUUGGACUCGGAACAGGUCUUCAUACUUUUCUACUCUAUUUGGGUCCACACAUAGCAUCAGUUACGCUUGCUGCGUAUGAAUGUAACUCAGUUAAUUUUCCUGAACCACCGUACCCUGAUCAAAUUAUCUGUCCUGAUGAGGAGGGGAUUGAAGCAUCCAUCUCUUUAUGGACCAUAAUCUCAAAAGUCAGGCUAGAGGCCUGCAUGUGGGGUGCUGGCACAGCUAUUGGAGAGCUGCCUCCUUAUUUCAUGGCCAGAGCAGCCCGACUCUCUGGUGCUGAACCUGAUGACGAAGAGUAUCAGGAAUUUGAGGAGAUGCUAGAACACGCAGAGGCUGCACAAGACUUUGCUUCCCGAGCUAAACUGGCUGUCCAGAACCUGGUGCAGAAGGUUGGAUUCUUUGGCAUUUUGGCCUGUGCUUCAAUUCCAAAUCCUCUGUUUGACCUGGCAGGAAUAACAUGUGGCCACUUUCUGGUUCCCUUUUGGACCUUCUUUGGUGCAACCCUAAUUGGGAAAGCAAUCAUUAAAAUGCACAUCCAGAAACUUUUCGUUAUUAUAACAUUCAGCAAACAUAUAGUGGAGCAGAUGGUGUCCCUAAUUGGUGCUGUCCCAAGUAUAGGUUCCUCUCUUCAGAAGCCGUUUCAAGAGUACUUGGAAGCUCAGCGAAUUAAACUUCACCACAAGUCUGACAAUGGAGUGCCACAGGGGGAGAACUGGUUAUCAUGGAUGUUUGAAAAACUUGUGAUCAUCAUGGUUUGCUAUUUCAUCUUGUCUAUAAUAAACUCCAUGGCCCAAAGCUAUGCCAAACGAGUGCAGCAGAAGAUGUACUCUGAGGAAAAGACAAAAUAAGCUGGGUAAAACCCAUUGAAAUGGGCUUUAGCAGACAUGCAAGUGACAGGUCUUACCAUAAGUUAAAAACCGGCAUUAUUCAAAACAGGGAAACACUUUUUAAGAUCAUCAGUUUUCCAGCUGUAACAAGUUUUUAAUUAUUUUAUUUUGAAAGUAAUUCACUAUUAGAGAAUAACUUUCAUUUACAAACGUAUGUAUGUUAAUGUAUAUACUCUUUAAUUCAGUCUGAGUUGUACUUUCUGGGGUGGCAAGUGGGAUGCUAAACUAAUGCUGAACAUAAAUGCUUUCCAUUUAAGUUAAUUCCAAACUUGAUGAUUUAAUACUUAGCACAACUCCAGAUUUCCUGAUUAACUUGCAGCCUGGCCUAAACAAUUUUCUUUUGAAGGAUGGCUGUCGUGCCUCAUCAUUUCAAGGUCAUUGAAAUGUGUGUAAAUGAUAGUAGACUGGGUAACAUUCUUGCAUGUCCCUCAUGGUAAUACGAGUCCAUCUGAGUUCUCAGAAAUGCCGUCACAUCGCACAUGCUCUCAGUUGGAAAAGCCACCCUUGCCAACUUCAUAAUGGUGUAAGCAGAGAUGGCUGAUGUCAAACUGGUGCAGUUCACUUUUUUUAUUCUGUAUAUUUAGAAUGAAGUCAAGAUAAAACUUUAUAAAGUCAUCUUUGAUCAUUCCAGAAUUUCUUGUCAGUCUUUUUUAAGCUGUUUUUUCCCCUCAAUACCUUUGGUAUACUCAGUUUCUCUUUAGUUUCUUUAUUAAGCCUAUGUCCAUUUUAUUGCAUGCUUACUAAUCCUUCCUGUACAGUAAGCACAGAAACCUUUUGUUAAUUUUUCUUGAACUUCUUGCUCAGCAGAAGGAAAUAGAAAGCAUGUAUUUGGCACUUUGCAGUAUGGUUUGAUUUAUUCAUUUACGUAGGCUCGUUGAAUGACGUUACUAAUUUUUUUUAUCAUAUCACUCUAGAUGUUUGCUUAAUGUCAGGAAUACAGAUUUAUAGCACUGAGUGCUGCAGGAAAAAAGUUGGGGAAGCGUAGAAAUCAGAAAUUAAGACAGGUUUGAUGUAAAACACAGGAAUAGUAAUUAAUAACCGUAAUAAAGAACAUUAAAGUAUACUUCAAAAAUAUCCCAAUAUUUAUUCUCUUUUAAAUAUUAUUACAAAUCAGUGUGUGUGAAAUUAAUUUGCAUUGAAGGGGCAGACUUUUUCUUUUCUUGGUAAAUAGGUGACCAUUUCAGUGCUACUGUGUAUAUACAACGCUUCUCUAAUAGUCCCUGAACUAGUAGGAAUGUAGUUUUGUUUUAUCCAUCAGAAUAUUAAAAUAAGUUGACUUGUUUAAUCAGACAUUCUUAAAUGGUGGCACAUGGAUCCUAUUUAGGAUAGAACUGGCUCAACACCUAUUAAAUUAGAUGUCUUCCCAUUAGAGUAGGGACGCUCUCAAGCAAGGCGCAAUAAACAUGCAUUUUGUUCUGCCUGAAUGUUCACUUGUGUUGCCUAUGCCUACCGUCGUGACAUCUCCAUGGCUGUACCAUCCUGUCGGAUAGCUUAUCAGACUGAUGUUGACUGUUGGAUCUCAUGGCAACAACAGUCGGUAGGCUGUCUGACAUUUUGGUAUCUUUCAUCUGACCGUUUGCUCAUCCAUCUCAAAUUCUGUUUUUCAUUGAACAUCAACAGGCAUAUAAGUGUUUAAAGUUUAGAAUGCAAAUGAUUUUAAAUGGAAAUGUGUCAUGACUAUUUUUCUUAAAAUAUAGCACUCUGCAUAAGAAACACCUUAAAUUACAUUGCAACGUGUGUGAGAUUUCUAAUGUUUUUACUUUUGUGUGCAUCAUACAUAAUUUUAAACAAACUGUAACAGUGUUACUUGAAUGCAUGAAGAGAAUUUUAUAUAGACUUCUCUAAACAUUGCUUCUGAUCUUAAAAAUCUCAGUGGGACAUUUUCAAAGGCACACAAAGGGCAGUUAGUUGCCCAGCUCCCAUUGAAAUCCAAGGGGUGUUGGAGGCCCCACUCCUGUUUGUGCCUAGAGAUUUAACAAAGAACAAAAUGUAGCAACAAAUUCAUAUGACUAAUUAUACAUGUAUAAAAUCAUGACUAUUUGAUAUUUCACAGCAAUGGUUUAAAUCAGCCAAAACUUAAAUUAUGCAAUUUUUGGUUAGUCAUGUGUUGUAUUUAGCGGCUUUGAGGCAUUUAUUUUAUUUUUCCCACAACAUGUUUUGACUUAGGAAAACAUUGUGGUUUGCCAUUUGUACCACUUUAUUUAAUAGCAGCUUUGUUUUGUUCAGAUCUAACAUCUGCCAAAUAUAUGGGGCACUAUUCUCAUUUAUACCAAAGCCGUUUUACACCACUCUGGCAGUGGAAAGGGCCCAAAACAGUACAUUUAAUUUAGGCCUACUUUAAGGUCCCUUCAUGCUACCAGAGUGAGAUGAAAGGAUCUUGUGUAACUAAGAUUUUGGCCCUAGAUCUUUCUGUCUCACAGCAUGUCUUCAGAUGAUUUCUCAAAUACGCUUUUAGUUUCAUCUUUUAUCCAAAGUCUUUAUAGUGACUCUGCCUAACAACCAAACAAAUUGCAAGCUUUCCCCCACAUAUAUAUAGAUGAUUCUGCAAGCCACAUUUAUAUGUGUCCGUUCUGAUGAACUGUGCUGUAAUUCUGAAAGCUUUCUAAAGUUCAUCUUUUAUCUGAUAUUUAGAGAAUGGACUGAACAGUAUACCUGCUUCUUUCUUAUCAGACACUGGAUGGUGAUCCUUUAAUACUUAAUACAAGGUAAAAAAUAAAGAUUUCCAAAUUGAUGUCUUCAUGUUUGCUCAAAUAAAAAUAAUAUAUCUAA